CCUGUAAUUCCACUGAUCACUUCAGUGUGGGUUUACGGGUUUUCAGAAAACGUAACUGCGCCGACAUGGACACCUAUGGAUUUUUUCGAAGUGGUCUCCUUGUGUUCCCCCUCUGUGUUUGUGUCAUUACUGGUAGUUCUAUAGGUACUUCAGUCAUAAAUUGUGAACAUGGAAGCAAUGAAAUGGUGGGUGAAGUGUCUGAAGGGUAUGGAGGGGAUGUGGAGGUGUUUAGUGGGAUUACUGAAGGAAGCAAUGUGAAGCUGGUCCCCUACAUCUUCCCUACACACCUGGAGUUUCUGGAGCUGGACUUCACGCUUGGAGCCACAAGCGCAAUUGUUCGCACCAAAAAGCUGCUGGACGCAGACGUACUGGCAGCUAGUGACAGAACGUUGUAUUACUCUGUCAUGUGUGAUGGUGUAAUUAAGUACAACAACACUCGAACAUUAAAAAUCAUUGACCUGAAUGACAACAGCCCGGUAUUUACAGAGCAUCACUACAGCACAGAUGUCUCUGAGGCGGUACCAGUGGACAGUGAGGUUCUUCGAGUGUCAGCAGUGGAUGCAGACAGCAGCCCAGCAAACAACAGGCUCACAUAUUCAAUUGCACCAGCUUCAGAUGACUUCAUGGUGACCAAUUCAGGGAGUUUUGUUUUACAAAGACGCCUGAACUACAACCUUGUCCAAAAGUAUAACUUCAUAGUGACAGCCCAGGAUCUUGGGGGCUUAAAUGACCGUGCCACAGUGUUGAUUAACGUAAAGGACUUUGACAACAUAAAUCCUUAUUUCAGCCACAACAUGUACCAAGCAUUUAUUCCAGAGGAACAGGCUGGGCCUUUUCGAACCAUUGGGCCAGAGGCGAUAAAGGCUCAGGAUGGAGACACUGGGAUCAACAUGACUUUAUCUUACACAAUCAGUGCAGUCACUCCAGAAAAGUAUGAAGGAAACUUUGGAAUUGAUUCCAGCAGUGGAGUUAUGUCUGUGCUGAUAGGCAUAGACAGAGAGGAGAUGAGCAGCAGUGUGAUCUCUGUCAGCAUCAAGGCAGCCCAGACAGACGACAGUUUGAAGACGGCAGAUACUGUGGUGACUGUGACUGUUGAGGACGUGAAUGAUAAUGCUCCAGAGUUUGACCAGCCUAACUACUCUGAAACACUCCUGGAAAAUUCUCCUGAUGGUGCUGUUGUAUUCAAAGCGAUGGUGGAUGACCCAGACCAGGGAGGAUUUGUGGGAACCUUACGACUCAUUCCAGAAUCAGCUCCAUUCUCUAUUGACUCUGACGGGAUGGUGAGAGUGAAGAACUCCUCAGCUUUGGACAGAGAGACCACUGAAAGCAUCACAUUUCAGAUUGAAGCAAAGGAGUCGGAAACACCCAACAAUGUUGCAGUGGCACAAGUCCAUGUUACUCUUUCAGAUGAGAAUGAUAACAGUCCAACGUUCACCAGUAGUAAAUAUGAAGGAAAGGUGUUUGCAAAUCAAACAGAGGGAAUGCUGCUCGUCCAGGUAAAAGCAGAGGAUCCAGAUGCAGGCCCAAAUGGCAGAGUCAAAUACUCUAUUGAGUUUGGAAACAACAAUGGCUAUUUCUCAAUUGAAGAAAACACCGGAGAGAUCAUGCUGGCUAAAACCAUUCCCCUGGUACAAAACAUAAUUAUGGAGUUCCCUCUCUACAUAACAGCGAGAGAUGAGGGCAUCAUAUCCCGCUCUGCCUCAGCACAGGUGAACAUCCUGGCUCCUGGUGACUCAAAACCUCAGUUUUUACAGAAAGUCUACAGUGGCACCAUAGAAGAAAACCAGGACCCAGGAGUUUUGAUUGUCAAGGUUAACUUCCUCUCAAUAAGUCAUGAGAUUCCUGUGACUCUCCAAGUCGAUACAGAAGCCGACAAGUUUGACAUCUCCUCUAGUGGUGAAUUAACCACAAAGGUUAAGCUCGACUAUGAUGACGCUUCACACAACUACUCUGUGGGGAUCUCCAUCUCUGAUGGUUUCAGCAGAGACAGUGCAGUGGUAGAGGUUCAGGUCACUGAUGUUAAUGACAACAGUCCGGUUUUUACCUCCAAUUCUGUCACAUCAUCUGUCCCAGAGGACACAGAGGUAGGACACAACGUUACUGUUGUCUCUGCUACAGACAAAGACAGCGGCUUCAACAAGGAGAUCAGAUACUCUUUAAAAGGAGGAGAGGGUAGGUUCUCUGUUGACCCUCUGUCUGGGAUGGUGAGUGUAGCUGCUGAACUUGACCGGGAGACCAAAGCAGAGUACAACCUGCUGGUGGUGGCUGAAGAUCAGGGUCGUCCUACCAGGUCAGCCACAGCCUCCCUGCUGUUACGAGUUUCUGACAUCAAUGAUAACGCCCCCCUGUUCUCAUCUGUUGAGUAUCAGGUUGAAGUGUUGGAGACGGAGUCCGUAGGUACAAGCCUGCUCACUGUAACAGCUGAAGACCCAGAUGAAGGAGCCAAUGGGAGAGUUAGUUACAAUAUUUUCCUUCAGAGUCCUCCAUCAGAUCCUGAAGUUUUUGAGCUGGACUCCUCCAGUGGGACUCUGCGGCUGGCUCAGCCUCUGAACUACAGCCAGGUGAAGGUGUACAGUCUGAUAGUUCAGGCCCUUGAUGCAGGGAGUCCCUCCCUGACUGUAAACAGCUCUGUAGUGGUGAAGGUGAAAGACGUGAACAAUAAUCCACCUGAGUUCAGCAAGGAAAGCUACGACAUAGCUGUCUUUGAGAACCUGGCCAGCGGUGCGUCCAUCCUGACCUUGGAGGUUACUGACAGGGACCAGGAUGGAUUCUCUAACGGUUACUUCAUGUUUACCAGCGAUACAUUUGACAUUAACACACAGGGUGUGGUCUCUCUGAGGAGGGAUGUCAGCCUGGACAGAGAGACAAAAGACAGCUACAUAAUAGAGGUGCGUGCGGUGGAUCAGCCGAGUUCUGGUUUGACUUCCACAGCUCAGCUCAACAUCACCAUCCUGGACUACAACGAUAACACCCCACAGUAUCCAACUAUCCCCAACCCCCUACAGAUCCCUGAAGGGGACUACUCGGAGGAAACUCCAGGAGAAGUUUUCACUUUCUUACCCACAGACGCCGACCUCGGCCCCGCGGGCGAGGUCACUCUCUCCCUCUCUUCCCCUCACCCGCUUUUCAGAUUCAGAGAGGACGGGACGCUGCUGGCUGUGGGACGACUGGAUCGGGAGAGCAGGGAGACGUAUGAGCUUGUUGUAAAGGCCUCUGAUAAAGGAAUCCCACAGAGAGAGAACGUCACCACCAUCAGAGUCAGCCUCAUGGACGUAAACGACAACCGACCUGAGUUCAGCUCCAGCAGCUAUGUCAGCAGCAUCCUGCUGAAAGAUGCAGAGGAGGGGAAGCUGCUGCUGACGCUGUCCGCCACAGACAGAGACGCCGGGAACAACUCACUCAUCACCUACAGUUUCUCUGCAGGAAGUUCUCCAUAUUUGGCUUUAAACAGCGAUACAGGGGCUGUGACCUUGACUUCUGACCUUGCCGAUGUCACAGAGGACACCUCACUGGUGCUGACGUCAAUGGCUGAAGACCACGGCCAGCCUCCUCUCAACUCCACAGUCCUGGUCGUUGUGAAUCUGAGGGUUGUCUCUCUGGUGGAGGGCGUGGCCUUCAGAAGCUCCUCCUACAACUUCAGCCUACAUGAGAACCAGCCAGUUGGGUCAGCCGUGGGGAUAGUCUGGGCCUCCUCAGGGAAUGAUCUUUACACUGUUUCCUACACUGUGAAAACACACACUGACCUGUUCUCCAUCAACGCCAGUGGAGCCAUCAUGACUAAAACUCCUCUGGACAGAGAGAAGCAGGAGUGGUAUAUCCUGGAUGUGGAGGCAGUGGACACACGGACCCCCCCUACAUCAGCCAUCGCAUUGGUCAGAGUUCAGGUGGAGGAUGUGAACGAGUCUCCAGAAUUUCCUUCUGAGGAUUAUAAAGCUUCAGUAUUCAGCAUCGCUCCGUAUAAAACUCCUGUUAUCACUGUCAAGGCCUCAGACCCUGAUGUUGGUGAGACUGGUCGGCUGCUCUACAGUCUGUCAGCCAAUAGUCCUUACUUUGACGUGGAUCCGUCUUCAGGAGUAGUCUUCGUUGUGUCAGCAGUGGCUCUGGCCGGACAGACCGUCGAGCUGCAGGUGAAGGCCACAGAUCCCAGAGAACUCCAUGCUACGACCAAGGUGGAGGUGGAGGUGCAGGGAAGUGCAACCAGCAAUGAUUUGGUCAUAAUCUCCCUGAACCUGCCUGCAAACACUGUGGAGAAGAAAAUCCCAGAGCUGGAGAAGUCUUUGGGAGCGGUUCUGGGCUGGACAGUGAACAUCAUUGAGGUUUCCUCUGACAACAGAGGAUCGUCUGAGUCCAGAGCUGUGAGAGUGGAGAUCAAAACUUUAGUCAGCUUCAUCAGUGUGGACGAGGAGGGGCUCGUUUCCUCUGAAAAAGUCACAGAGAAACUAAAGAAGCAAUCUGCUGCUGUGAGGGCGGAGCUUGUCAAAGUGUUUGGGGAGGAGCUUCAUUUUGAUGUUGAGGUGACGCCUCUAAGCCCCUCCUCCGACCAGGCUGCAGUCAUCUCUCUGGGCGUCCUGUUGGCGCUGAGCAUGCUGGGAUUGAUUAUUGCUGUUGUCUUUAUCGUCAGGUUCAAGAUGACGCACAACCAUGAAAAUGAUUCUGACAAAGAGAGUUUUGAGAUCGACCGACAUGGUGAAGGUUACAAGUACUGGUCUCAGAUGAACCCUGACGAAUCUGAACAGGGAGAGGACGAGCAGACAGCUGAGAGAGACAGACAAACCGUAAGCUUCAGUGUGAAUACCAAACAGGAUCGACUGACAGACAACAAAGACAGUGGCAAUAACGACCAAGGCUCUUCUCUCUGAUCUGCAGCUUUAAGUCCAUGAGUGCAUUCUGCAGUGUCACUAAAUCAACAACUUUGUAAUUACAUCCUGUCGAACAAAAUGCUUGUAAUUAACUGCUCAGUAAAAGUAUGUUAAUUUUUUAUGAGUAGUACCAUAGACUGUAUAAAAAGAUGGACAACAUCACACCUCCCCGAAAGUGAAGCCAAAACAUUUGGAGCUCCCUCUACUGACUGGCUGCAGUAUAGGUCUGAGUUCAGCCUCUUCAUGUUGACUGAUGAGUCAAACUAUAUAAUUAAAAUACACAUCAAAUAAUUGAUUUCUCAAAUGACUUCUGACAGUUCUUAUGCUGUUCUAUGUUUGAGUUAAAUCAGUUAUUUGAUGAUUAAAUAAGGGACAUAACACUGUCCUAACAACAUGUGAGCAUUGGAUAUUACGUAGCAUCGUGCACGGUGUAACGCUCACUAAUUAAUAAUACUAAUAAUUUAUUCUUUGCUGAGUUUUUGCUGAGUUUUUGUUACCCCUUGCAAACAGUAUAACAUCUAGUGCUUUUGUAUGGGGGGGGGGAGCUUUGUAUUAACAAGCCACUGACUCAAAUCACAACACUCAAGCUUGUAAAUAAACGAUACACAGUGAGGCUGAAUUAAGUUUUUCUUCGCUGUUGACACUGAUAUGGAUAUUAUUAAUGCACCACUAUCUCCACUUUGGAAACCAAGCUAACAAGCUGUGUUAACGUAUGAAAGCAAGUAUCAGUACCUUGUAGAGUCCCCUCCUUCCUGGUCCAUGGAGAGAACUUUGACAUUUUAUCAGUAAUUCAAUGUGUGUAACGUAGACUCUGGUUCCAAAUGUGAAAUCUGUCAGUGCUCGUUUCGGGUAAUUUUGACUUCAUUUUAGAAGGGAGGAGGUCGGGUCAUGUUGUCUAUCUUUACAUACAAUCAAUAAACAGUACUGAGAAUCUCCAGUCAAUCUGUAAAUUUAACCUUAGCAUGUGACCUCUAAUCCAUCCUUUUUGUCUGACCAUACAGUCAGAUAAAGAUUUAUUUAUUGCCUUGAUGUGAUGCUGAAGAAAAUUCUAUUCUUUGAAGAAAGCUUUGUGUUGCUUUUCAGAGUCUAGGAUCUAACCUGAUCUGGUCGAACAAAUUUUUAUUUCAGGUGAAAUCUAAAGUUUAAAGUUCACUAUCCUCGGUUUCAUUUUCAUGAGCGGCUCAAUUUCUUUCUCCGUCUUUAAAUGCACUUUAUUAACAAAUAUGUAAAUAAUUUGAAUAGAGCUUAUAGCCAUAAUAAAACUGUCUAAAUCCUCUUUAAUGAGUUUGUGGAAAAAUAAACCAUACAAAAAUG
Labrus bergylta (ballan wrasse) is the source of this 6173-nucleotide messenger RNA. RefSeq names its product protocadherin Fat 4. Gene Ontology annotation, biological process: homophilic cell-cell adhesion. Gene Ontology annotation, molecular function: calcium ion binding. Lineage: Eukaryota; Metazoa; Chordata; Actinopteri; Labriformes; Labridae. Gene Ontology annotation, cellular component: plasma membrane. The record is from RefSeq and is a predicted model, not a curated record.